AUGGCAGCAGAAGCUGGUCACAUGGCAAUCAUCAAGGAACUUGUGGAAGGCGCAGUUGGCACAACAGGCGUGGAUUUGGAUCCGGCGCUUUUGGCAGCGGCCGGGAAGCACAACAGGCAGGUGGUGGCGUGGCUACUGCGAGCUCGCGCCGAGCCCCGUCUGCAAAAUACCCGCGGUGCGGGGGCACUGGUGUUGGCAGCGGAGAAAGGAGACUUGGAGGAAGUCCGCCUCCUGCUGGACGGGAGAGCACAGCCUGAUCUGAGGGAUAGGAAUGGGAAGGACGCAUUGAUACAUAUGAUCGAAAGCAACAACUGCAGUCCAGAGAUUGUGCGUGACCUUAUCUCCAGAAGGGCUUCAGCCACAACAACGGACAGAUUUGGCAGCAGUGCUGUGCGGGAAGCAGCCAAGCGUGGUGUCUUGGGUGUAGUUGAGGUACUUCUAGAUGGCCGGGCCGACCCGAACAACAUGGACUCGCGUUUCGGCGUCACAGCCUUGAUGCGUGCAGCGGAAUGUGGUUUGAGUGGUCCUGCCUUCUCAGUCUCGCAGGGUCCCGACGAGUUUCUUGAGGUGGCGGAAGCUUUACUUGCAGCACACGCGGAUGUGAACCACCAAGAUUUUCAAGGCAGAAGUGCGCUGAUGCAGGCUGGCUUUGUUGAGCGAGAUGAUAUCGUCGAGCUGCUUUUGGGGGCCCGUGCUGAUGUCCACCUCCAGGACAAAUGGGGGGACACUGCUUUGUCCCAAGCUCAAGACAGCAACAUCACUACAAUCCUGGAAGGGUUGAAGCAGUGGGAGUAG
Symbiodinium pilosum is the source of this 795-nucleotide messenger RNA. The record is from the annotation of a GenBank genome assembly. NCBI's taxonomy places the organism in Eukaryota, Dinophyceae, Suessiales, Symbiodiniaceae.